UUGGGUUGAUUUUUUGUUGCCAUCGGUCUGUUUAUUAUAUAAAGAAACCGGAUUGCGGAAUGCUGCGCUCAAGGAAGUUCCUGAAAAUUCUCUCUUGUGCUAUCACAGUGGCUAUAAUUGUGCUAAUCCUGCAAAUGAAGGAAGAGCAUGUUCGCGAUAAGUUUCUGAUAUUGCAAGAGGAGUACGAACAGGAAGACAUCAAACAGGAGCAGUUGGUCGAUCUGCACAAUUUUCAAUAUAGGAUUAAUAGCAAACUCUGCAAAAAGUUCGAUCGUGAACUGCUUGGUGUGAUGAUCGUGACUUCAUAUGUCGGUCAUGAUGAGCUGCGAUCGGCCCAUCGCCAGGCUAUUUCCCAGACAAAGCUCAACGAAAUGGGGCUGAUACGGGUUUUUCUCCUGGCUGAAAUCCCUCCGAGAGAGACAUUCAUCAACCAAAAGCAGAUCGAAGACGAACAACGGAAGUUCGGAGACUUGGUGCAGGGCAACUUCUUGGAGGCGUAUCGCAAUUUAACUUACAAGCACGUAAUGGGCUUGAAAUGGGCAGUGACUGAAUGUCCGAAAGCGAAAUUUCUCAUAAAGAUCGACGACGACUCAGUGUUCGACAUUUUCUUCAUAAAAAGUUACCUAGAGACGCUCGAGUUGCGCGACAGUGUGAAAAACUUCAUGGCCGGCUACAUUUUGGAUAAUAAAAAGCCCAUCCGUGUCUCGGCAAGCAAAUGGUUUGUUUCGUUGGAUGAGUACGGCGGCGAUGCGUACCCUGAUUACUUGUCUGGGUGGCUCUAUUUGACCAACCAAAGGGUGGCACGCAAUCUCGUCAAGGAGUCACAACACGCCCGCUUCUUCUGGAUCGACGAUACUUUUGUAACAGGAAUCUUAAGGGAUUCAAUAGCGGUUCCACUGAUCCGGCUGAACAAUUGGUUCUCGGCAAACUCUGAAUUCUUCGAUUGCUGCGUCCGCGAUCUAAAAGAUCAUUCGUAUGAGUGCGAAUUCUACGUAGGACCAAACGGCGGCGACAAUAAACUUCUCAUAGAGUUCGUACAUGAAGUCGAGAAGUGUUAUUUUGACGAAUGUGUGAAGAGAUCGCCUGAGAUGGGUUUGAGACAAACAUGUGUAGCGAAAGUGAAAAAUCUAGUAAGUGAUCACGGCAAGGCGUUGGUGAGGGCGGUGCCCAUACGAUAACGGAGGGAGAGGCGAAAAACUAACGAAUAAGCUAGAUGAUCCGUCCAGUGGUUUGAAUAUGCUUUUACUUUGUAGUUUUGCUUGAUGAAGCUGCCAUAAACUGUGAUUUACAAAUAUUAGAUUAAGAGCAAGUUUUGUACUAACUUUUUUUAAUGAAAGAAUAAUGCGAAUUUUAUAUUUUCAAUAAAAUAUUGUCUUCCCAAAGUCAGACUCUCAACU
Messenger RNA from Hermetia illucens (black soldier fly), 1397 nucleotides. Its product is annotated as beta-1,3-galactosyltransferase 5. Gene Ontology annotation, cellular component: membrane. The transcript has 2 exons. Gene Ontology annotation, molecular function: hexosyltransferase activity. NCBI's taxonomy places the organism in Eukaryota, Metazoa, Arthropoda, Insecta, Diptera, Stratiomyidae. Bases 60 to 1178 code for a protein of 372 amino acids. The record is from RefSeq and is a predicted model, not a curated record.